Molecule: messenger RNA, 603 nt
Organism: Miniopterus natalensis
Lineage: Eukaryota; Metazoa; Chordata; Mammalia; Chiroptera; Miniopteridae
Source: RefSeq, a predicted model, not a curated record
AUGGGCUGCAGCCUCAUGGGCUGGGGACACUCUCAGGCCUCGGAGUGGGCUCCUCACCCUGCAGCUCCAGGUCCUGGGACCUCUGGGCUGGGGGAGUACGCCGCCUGCCAGUCCAGCGCCUUCGUGAAGGGCAUUUUCACCUUCGUCACAGGCACCGGUGUGACCCUCGGCCUGCAGAUGUCCGCACAGAGGAGGUUUAAGUAUCCCUUCCAGUGGAACGUGCUGGUGGCCGUGGUCGCAGGCUCAGUGGCCAGCUACUGGGUGACGCGAGUGGAGACGCAGAAGUGCAGCAACCUCUGGCUCUUCCUGGAGACCGGGAAGCUCCCCACAGACGUGGGCACAGACCAGCGCCCCUAGGAGAGCUCCAGCCAGGGUGCACAAGACCUGGGCCCGGAGAGUUCUAGAACACAGCCCUCAGCACCUCCACACCCCAGGCCCCCCUCCCCCAUUGGUCCUCCCGGCACCCUCUGGGGAGUGUGGUGACAGGACUUCUGCACUCCCUGGUGCACUGACACUCCCUUUCUGGCCCUGUAUCCCCCACAGUCAUCGGUGACAGAUGCCGCCGGGCUUCUGGGACUAAUAAACGCCUCGCUUUUUCCCACC